This is a messenger RNA of Funneliformis caledonium, 708 nucleotides long. NCBI's taxonomy places the organism in Eukaryota, Fungi, Glomeromycota, Glomeromycetes, Glomerales, Glomeraceae. The record is from the annotation of a GenBank genome assembly.
AUGGGAGCUUUUCAGAAAGGAACCGCACUUUGGCCUGGUGGUAUCGUUCCAUAUCAACCAAAUGAAAAUCAUCCCUUUUGGUCUGUUAUCUUAAAUGCCAUAAACGAGAUGAAUAAUAAAACGGUGGUCAAAUUUAUCGAGAGAACGGUUCAACCAGAUUAUGUUUAUUUCACUUCCGAGAAUUCCGGAAACUGGUCCAUUACCGUAGGAAAAGCUGGAGGACCACAUCAAGUAAACAUUGACAAGAAUGUAAGAUCCUUGCAUGAAUUGGGGCACGUUAUCGGGUUGGUACAUGAACAUCAAAGACAAGAUCGAGAUAGCCAUAUUGAAGUUCAUAGAGAAUUCAUAGAUUCCAAUAACGAGUGGAACAUAAACAACGUCAUUAACACAACGGAAAUCGAAUAUGAAACCGAAUAUGACGUUCACUCGUUCAUGCAUUAUUGGGAUACCGCUGGAGUAAGCAAUAAAGUCAAAAAUAAAGAAUUGGCCAAAAGGAUUGCCACCGGUAUUGCCACUAUUGGGAUCUCAGAAAUAAAAGAUCAUGUUAAAGUGAAUUCCUUUCUCCUUUGGACAUCUAUUGCAUUAAUAAUGUCUAUAAUAACUACGCGCCUACCUCCUGAUGACUCGGAGAAUAGAGAUGGUUAUGAUUGGUCGGUGGCGGUGGAUGACCCGGAGGUCAACAAUUUCGGUAUUUCGGUAUUUCGGUAG